GAACCCAGCCGCCGUCUGAAUCCAGUUAGCAUUGCCAUGUCUCAGGCCACAAAGGUGCUAGUGUUUCUGCUCCUCAUCGUAGGCAUCUGGGCCUAUAAUGUGCCCCAGGCCUCCGUCAAGGUCAAUUCGCCGCAGGGCUUCGAGGUCUCCAUUCCUGACGAGCCUGGAAUCUCCCUGUUUGCCUUUCACGGCAAGGUCAACGAGGAAAUGGACGAUCUUACCGAUCAGACCUGGGCGGCAGAUAUUGUGAGUUCUCGGAACGGCCGCUGGACAUAUCGGAACCGGCAGCACCGACUGCAGCCCGGCGAUGUGCUGUACUACUGGACAACGGCGCGUUACCAUGGCAUCGACUACCAUAACUAUAACCAGCGAUAUGUAGUCGGCGCCGGCGGGGAUUCCCAGAGCAUCGAUGUUCACGGUUCCAAGGGCGGGCACCUGCCUAUUGUGGCCACUGGUCACAACACGAUCAAUAUACAUGUACAUUAACUUAAGUAUAAAUAAAGUUGCAUCAACUCGAGAUUAUAUAAAAAUAUAUACAUUAAAUUAAAUUUGUGAACCAAUAUUAAACCCAAA
This is a messenger RNA of Drosophila kikkawai, 573 nucleotides long. RefSeq names its product GNBP-like 3 (gene GNBP-like3). NCBI's taxonomy places the organism in Eukaryota, Metazoa, Arthropoda, Insecta, Diptera, Drosophilidae. Gene Ontology annotation, molecular function: carbohydrate binding. The record is from RefSeq and is a predicted model, not a curated record.